Molecule: messenger RNA, 3437 nt
Organism: Wyeomyia smithii (pitcher-plant mosquito)
Lineage: Eukaryota; Metazoa; Arthropoda; Insecta; Diptera; Culicidae
Gene: qsm
Exons: 8
Coding region: 706-1947 (413 amino acids)
Source: RefSeq, a predicted model, not a curated record
UAUCCGAUCAGCAGUCUGUGUUGAGUCGCUGCCGCAGAAAGGUGUACCGGAUCGAUUUCUUUCGCGUGUCUUUUCGCGUAUAAGCGUUGUUAGCUUCUAAGAGCCGUACAGCGGCUUACGUUUCGCCUGCCCUCGCGUGAAGCGCUGAGAACCGCAAAGUGCCGCCCGCUGUCUUACUGUGCAUCCAGUCCGUAACACCCGUCAGAUUCACUCACCAACUGAUCGAGCCGCACCGUAAUCAUUCCGAGCGUACAAUAUCUGCUUCAUUUUUUCUACAUUUCAUGCUAUCCAUUGUGAGUUAAGUUUCUGUACAUUUUCAUGGUUUGAUAGCUAGAUCAAUUCGCGUUGAAACCUCCUGGUCAAAUCAAUAUAUUCUGAAAUUGUGUCUGUUUUGGACAUUUCAGUUGUGCUUCCCGAAUUCCAUUCCAAAGCAGUGUAAGACAACGCGACUAAGUGUUUCGAUAUCAACUUAUUUUUAAACGAUAAUAGCGUAUAAAAGAAAUAGCAAUAAAAUAGUGCGAGAAUUUGAUGGCUACCGUUUAGACCAUAUCAAAACGAAAAAGUAUAAGAGUUUCAGUGCAGCAAAUAUAACAUCGAUUAUGUAACUCCGAUACUAACUGACGAGCAACUAUAGUCUAGAAGUGGUCGGUGAGUGCUCGUUAACUCGCUCAUAAAAGGUGCUCAAGGAGAACCACCGUACUCGAGAUGAAGCUCGUCAGCAUCGGUCUGACCAUACUGGUCGGACUUUGUAGCGCCUCCGUCUGCAAUGCAAAAGCGUCCCAUAAAGUGCUUUGUUCAGAAGACCUGAUGCGAGCCCACGUGGUGUUACCUGCGAACGAUUCCAAAACAACAGUUUACCUAGAGGGCAUGAAAGGCUAUCCUGACCCUAAGUGCAAACCCACAAUCAACGAUACCCUGGCCCAAUUUGAUCUGUCACUCGCUAACAUUUACGAGUGUGGUGUUACCAGGGUAGUCAAUAAACUUACUGGAAAAAAAGUUUUCUACCAUCGAAUCAUAAUCGAAGGAGACCAGCAGAGUGGUAAAGAAAUAAUAAGCGUCAAAUGUAUCACCAAUGGACCGGUCUACAAUGUUACUCAUGGAAUCGUCAAGCGUGAUGUUCUGCCGGCAGGAUUUCAGGAACCAGAAGAGCUCGAGAUUACCUCCAACAUAACAAAAACGGCUCCCGAGCCAUUGCUGAGCAUCGGUGUCCGUCAGGGUGAUCAGUUAGUGUCCGGUGAUUUAAACGUGAGUCCAGGCACGAACCUCCAGAUGGAAAUUUUUCUCGAUGAAAAGUCUGCUCCUAUUUACGGCCUUGGGGUAAACUACAUGCAAGUAACCGAUACUUUGUCACAAGAAGAAACAAUAAUUUUCAAUGGCUGCUCUGUUGAUCCAUAUCUAUUCGAAAAUUUUAAUACUGUGGAUGGUGAUUUACUGGUAGCAAAAUUUCGAGCCUUCAAGUUCCCAGAGUCAACCUACGUACAAUUUCGAGGAACCGUUAACGUAUGCGUAAACCGAUGCAAGGGAGUUACCUGCAGUAACGGUCAAACUGCAUACGGCCGAAAACGACGAGAAAUAAGUCAAAGUGCGAUCGAUCCGAACAAAGUAUAUGAAGUUACAAUGACCACUUUCAUAAAAGUUAAUUAUGAUGAAAAUGGUGAUAAAGGUGCCGCCUUUGAUAUAGAUCAGAAAUUUCGACAACUGAAACUAAAUAACCAAAAACUUGCCCGCAACAGUCGAGCCGGAAAUGUGUUCGAAAGUAUUCACGUGUCAAAAACGGCCGGAUCAAACCCCAGCGAGAAUGCUAAAGUAGAAGAAACGAUUCUCUUCACUAGGGAGAUAAUCACUCAGCCGGAAGACAACAUGGAUACCAGUGGCAGUAGCAGAAAACAUUCGGCAUGGGCUAGCAUAACCGUUGCUUUGCUACUGUGUUCAAAUACUUUCCUUUAAACUAACGAUUUCCUACUAACGAUCUCAAAAAUCCGGCUUUUUAAAAGUUUGAACAAUAGAAGUAUGCGAAGCAGACUGUCCUGAACUUUUUCGCGUGUGCGCUGACUCAAAACGUAUACUUUGUACGUCCGAUUUUUGAAAAUGAGUUUUAAGUUAAAUUAGAACUAUCUCGCUAGUUUCCGUAAUUUUACAGAAGACACAUUUAAGCAGGAACAAAAACUCACCAAAACAAUAUCAGCAUAUACAAAUGCUAACAAACAAAACAAUGAACUAGAAUUCAAAACCUAGCUAUUAAACUAAACAAAACAUUAAACAACGCGGAAGACUAAAACUAUGACGUGCAACUACUUGUAAAUACCUCGAUUCAUUGAUUCAUAGCAAUAUGGAUGAAAAGUUUACCUAUCUGUAAUCAAAUUUAGCAUUUUAUUGGGAGACAAAACUGCCGCAAAAUAUUUUAGUGACCCCAGAUUUUUAGCAAUCGUUUCAGUAGAAAUGCGAAUUUUACAAACAACAUGUGAUGAUAGAUCAAAACUGUACGUAUUCUCAAUGCUUUUCAAUGGAUUGGCGAUAGGAGCUUUUGAAAAUUUCAACAAAGUUUGGUAAAACAAUAAGCAAUGUAAGUUAUACUAGUCUAAUACAUGUAAAGCAAAUCAAGCGAUGGGGGUGUUAGUGUAAAAUUCACACAGCGCAGCAACAUGAUUUGAUUAAGCUUAGUAACAAAUAGAUUGAAUAAAACUCGAAUAUUCAAGAAAUCCAUCGAUAAGCGGGCCACGUGUGACACGUAAUUCAGACUGGAAGUUGGGAAUUUCGGUUACUUAUAGUUUUUUAUAGUAUCCAGUGUUAUACAAAACUAUAGUGUGCAAUUCUUUAUUUUUCUCACUUUAAUCCUCUUACUACCAACAACUUUUGAGGGCUUCCAAUUUUUCUCUCUUAUAUAAUUAUGAAAACAUAACAAAAAUAAUCUCGAAGAAAAUGUGAAAAAACUAACGUUUGAUUUUGAUUUGUUUCGAAGCCGAAACACAAUAUUACAGUAACUCAAAAGCCGGGUUUAUUGAAGUUGAAGUAAAACAAAAAUGAACAACUGAACUAAUAUGCGUAUUUUAUUGGAAAUAACGAAAUAAUUUUUUGGGUAUAAAAUUAUUAUAUGUUUUUAAAAUGUCUCGACAAAUGAUGAACAAUCGAUAACUAUCGAACUUAAUCAAACCUGAAUUCAGAAAUUUGACAUUCUACAUAUCAAAACAAGUAGCUUGACCAGGAAUAUAAACAAAAUGAUGAUUUCAAUGUAGUUGAUCCAUGCUCUGUGGAGCUGUCUAAACUGUCUCGUCAGAUCAAAGUCAAACAUGACCUUUUUUCUCUAUUUUUGUUGAUAGUCGUGUUACAGUUACUGGAAACAAGUAAUUCACAUGCGGCCCACUUAUUGCACGGACUAGGUAGAAUUAAGACUAUUGUAAAAUACUAAAUUUAUGUCGAUAAAACACUAACGAAGUCAA